Molecule: messenger RNA, 957 nt
Organism: Striga hermonthica
Lineage: Eukaryota; Viridiplantae; Streptophyta; Magnoliopsida; Lamiales; Orobanchaceae
Source: the annotation of a GenBank genome assembly
AUGGUUGAGAGAAUCUUGAUGACUUUCAUCUCCUUUGCAUACAAUGUCUAUAGUUUCUGCACUGUUUAUAAUAGCAUUGCUUAUCCAUUAUCUUUCAGGAACAAGGCUCUAAUGGUGGAGGCAGGACUCUUAUCAAGAUUACCAAACAACAACAUCAACGCCUUAGACGAAACAUCGAAACAAGAACUCGCUCAUCUCCUUUUGUCAGUAUCAUCUCUCGCCAAGAGCAAAUUCUCCCUCGACUCGUCAAAAAUCGUUCCCACUCUACUCUUCAUUCUCGAUUCAACAACUUCGUCAUGCACCGAGACCAAAAAAACGUGCCUAACCGCGCUAUACAACCUCUCGUCUGUCCUCGAGAACACCGAAAUUUUAAUUUCCAACGGCACUGUCGACCGUUUGAUAAACCUAUCGUCCGCAAAAGACAUGUCUGAAAAAUCGUUAGCGAUUUUGGGCAACUUGGUCGUGACCUUAGCCGGGAAAAGGUCGAUCGAGCAAAACCCGACGGUUCCCGAGCAGUUCAUAGAGAUCACAACGUGGGAAGAAAGCCCAAAAUGUCAAGAACUAUCGGCCUAUAUACUAAUGGUGUUGGCCCACCAGUGCCCGGUGCAGAGGCAGAGAAUGGCCGAGGCGGGGAUUGUUCAGGUGCUUCUCGGGCUGGCUUUGCUGGGAAGCGCGUUGGGCCGGAAGAGGGCCCUCAAGAUACUGCAGUGGUUCAAGGAAGAGCGGCGGGAGAUGAGGGUGGGCCCGCAUUCGGGCCCGCAGGGAGUGGUCGGGCCGGGCCCGGAGGAGGACCGGAUGGGGGCAGAGGAGGGGAAGGUGCUGAUGAGGAAAAUCGUUAAGGAAAGUUUGUAUAAGAAUUUGGAGACGAUCACGAGCCGGGCGAUGAAUGGGGAUGAGGAGGGUUUGAAGCUUAAGGCCUUGGCUGUAAGUUCAAGCUCCAACAGCUUGCCUUACUAG